Messenger RNA from Sinocyclocheilus rhinocerous, 1697 nucleotides. RefSeq names its product RING finger protein 219-like. Gene Ontology annotation, molecular function: ubiquitin-protein transferase activity. Gene Ontology annotation, biological process: regulation of DNA replication; protein monoubiquitination. The record is from RefSeq and is a predicted model, not a curated record. NCBI's taxonomy places the organism in Eukaryota, Metazoa, Chordata, Actinopteri, Cypriniformes, Cyprinidae.
AUGAAUCAUUUCACUGGAGAUUUGGUGAUGAAAUGGACGUCUCUUGUUGACACAGCUCUUGCUCCACUUACGAACGAUGAAAUUAACAGUCAUGACAUUGCAUCUACCUGUUGGUUUGCUCUGAUCUACAUCUCAAAGGUCCGUCAGCCGGUCAUUUGUUGCAACAACCAUGUGUUCUGCUCCAACUGCAUCAAAGUUUGGCUGGAGAAGAGCAGUCAGUGUCCCACCUGUAGAGUGGCCAUCACCCCAGAAAACCCCUGCAGAGAAAUAAUUGGAGCCACAACUGACGGUGAAUCCAGUGAGAGUCAUUCUGUGAAGAGACGCCUCUGAAAGACUCGAGGGGAGCUGCUUUUACGAGAAUAUGAGGAUGAAAUCAAAACCCUCUUGAAAGAGAUGAGCCUUGAGAUGCAACUUAAGACGGCUGUGGAACCGAGCACAGUCUUGGUUCCUCAGAGUGAAACCAGCACUGUCGACCCGAGCGCUCUGGAGGAAUCGGCCAAUAAGCUCAGAGCUGCCAAUGACCUCUACAGAAAGGUCAAACAGGACCUCGAAAGGUUAAAAGAAGCUAACAAAACUCUGCGUUCCCAAAAUUUUGACCUAAUCCAGGAAAACAUGCACUUGAAAGCCGAAGUGGACAGCAGAUCUCCUCAAAAGUUUGGCAGGUAUACCGUCGCAGCUCUUGAGGCUAAAAUUCAUCAGUAUGAGCGGGACGUGGCGCAGCUGAAAAGAGCUCUGGAGCGCAGCGAUAAAUACAUCAAAGAGCUUGAAGCCCAGAACCAGAGGGACGGCCCUAAGUCUGAAGAAGGUGUUUGUUCAAACGCUGCCUCUGGAGGGACUCAAAACAGAGGGAUUGAAAGAAUCGCCCUGAUGCGAAGGAGCCUGAGUGAAAUGGAGGAAACUUCUGUUUGUACAGACCUGGACCGAAAGUGUUCAGAGCUCCCCAACAACCACGGGCGCCUCCUGACAACAUCUGAGGUGCGCCAAAGGGUAGGUUUUCUAGGAGGGACCUUGACUCCACAGAAGGAUGGACUCAAAGAUGUUAUGGUUCCUUCUACACACUCCUCAGUUCUCAGAUCUCUGAGCUUGAAGAGUCCUGCGGUUUGUAGUGACAGAAAGUUAGGUCUCAGACCUCUCACUUACCUGAGAAGACCCAGUUUUGAUGAUUGCCAGGGUCCAACCAGCUCAUCCUCAGUCAACCAAAGUUUGGAAGUUCAUCGUUUGGAUGAAAAUAGAGAGGAGUUCAAGCGGUCCAAGGACCCUUUGGGUAACAGUGAAGCUUUUAUGGAUGCGGCGUACUUGGACAAGAUCUCUGAGCUGGACUCUAUGAUGGCUGAAGGUGAGAGCUCCAGCAGUCAGGUCUCUCACCUUCCUCUGGCAUCAUCAUCUUCAUCACGAUCUCCAGACUUUGAUGCCACCCAAAUACCAGAACUGGAUUUCUGUAGCAACCUCUUUGCUGAUCCUGGAACAGCGAGAGAGCACCAAACCGCAUCUUUGACUCAGGAGACCACCCAUUGUGAUGCUGUUACGGCUUCAGAGGAGGAUGCUUCAGCUGUUGAGUUCAAUGACAGAGCUGGAGUUAUGGUGGAAAAUCCUACACAGCCCACCAAGCGCAAGUGUCCCCCAGGAUUGUCCAUCUCCAGUCCAUCGAAACUCUCAAAACUAAAGUAGAAGCAGAAGCAUCUCAAGUAUUUUCCAGC